Molecule: messenger RNA, 1699 nt
Organism: Asparagus officinalis (garden asparagus)
Lineage: Eukaryota; Viridiplantae; Streptophyta; Magnoliopsida; Asparagales; Asparagaceae
Exons: 6
Coding region: 109-1392 (427 amino acids)
Cellular component (GO): chloroplast envelope; chloroplast thylakoid membrane
Source: RefSeq, a predicted model, not a curated record
CUUCCUUCUCCCCAUUUUCACUCCCGGUACAAAAACCCUAAAGCCCUCCUUCCCAAUUUCCCCUUUUUGUUUUCCCCAAAAAUUCAGGAUAAUUAUAGCUACUUCACCAUGGCGAUUGCUUCUUGUUCUCUCAAUCUUCGAAUUCUUCAUCGUUCAGUCAGAGCCUCAUCGCUUCAGCCUCUCGCUCAGAAGAAUCUUUCAUCGGUUUCUCUCCGCAGUCAUAGAAUCAAAGGUCAUUUUACCCUUGCAUCAUGUCAGCCCCGAAAUUUGUCCAUUGCAGCGGCAGAAGAAUCUACAGUUAUACCAUUUGAAUCAACUAGUGAUUUGUCAUCAGACCAUGAAGAAUGGUCUGCACAUGAAAACCCUGAAAAUGAUGAAAGCCUAGAUGAUGGUAAAGAUGAACCUGAAUACUUAAGUGGUAAUAAAAUGGUCAAAGUCUGUGAUAAAUUAAUCGAAGUAUUUAUGGUUGAUAAGCCUACAACGACUGAUUGGCGAAGAUUGCUCGCUUUCAGCACGGAAUGGAACAACAUUAGGCCUCAUUUUUACAACCGAUGUCAGGAAAGAGCAGAUGCAGAGAGUGAUCCAGGAAUGAAGCACAAACUUCUUCGACUCAACAGAAAACUCAAGGAGAUAGACGAGGAUGUACAAAGGCAUGAGGAACUUCUUGAAAUGAUUAAGGAAGCGCCUACUGAAAUCAGUGCUAUUGUUGCUAAGCGCCGGAAAGAUUUCACAAAAGAAUUCUUUGUGCAUCUUCAUACUGUUGCAGAAUCAUAUUAUGAGAAUCCUGUACAGCAAAAUGAAUUGGCAAAGCUUGGGAAUGCUUGCCUAGCUGCCGUGCAAGCAUAUGAUACUGCCACAGAAAGCAUCGAGGCUCUGAAUGCUGCAGAGUUAAAGUUCCAGGACAUCAUUAAUUCUCCUAGUAUAAGUGAUGCAUGCAAAAAGAUUGACAACCUGGCAGAGAAGAACCAGCUCGAUUCUGCUCUGAUGUUGAUGAUCAGCAAAGCUUGGUCAACGGCCAAGGAAUCAAAUAUGAUGAAAGAUGAGGUUAAAGACAUACUAUAUCAUUUAUACAAGACAGCUGUAGGUAAUCUUCAGAGAUUAAUGCCAAAAGAAAUCAGGAUUCUUAAAUAUCUACUCACAAUCGAGGACCCAGAGGAACAAUUAUGUGCUCUGAAGGAUGCAUUUACUCCUGGACAAGAGCUGGAAGGGAAAGAUGUUGACUGCUUGUACACAACACCUGAAGAGCUGUACACAUGGAUGAGAACAGUCGUGGAUGCUUACCAUUUUAGUAGAGAAGGAACUCUUAUAAAGGAAGCAAGAAACUUGAUGAACCCGAAAGUUAUUGAGAAAAUGGAGAACCUGAAGAAGCUGGUAGAGAAAAAAUUUCUUUAGCUUUCACAAUUUAAAUUGGCACCUCUGGUUCAAGAGUACGCAGUCUCAAGAUUUGAGGAAUGGUGCAUGUGUGCAGAUAUUGCUUUCAGUGAGGAUGCUACUGAAGAAUUGCAUACUUGGAUGCAGUAACCUUAUCGCCUUAUGCCCACUAGAUAUGUAUUAUGUUUAUGUAACAGAGAGAUCAUCAUGGCCUCAUGCAUGUUUGUAUUUAUACAGCAUUGUUGCACGAAGAUCGCAUUGUAUCAUGUUAUAAAGAUGAGAUUGUAGCAUAUAUUUCUUUUCUUUUAUUUUCUUUCGUUCUUUUUAA